AUGGAGAAGCCAUUGGCGCUGGUGGCUAAGAGCCCAGAGUUCAAGCGGGGCAUCAUGGAGGUGUGGCAGCCCAAAGGCAUUGGCAGUGAUCCCCCGAGCUUGAGUGUCAAGGAAGUGCAGAUCAAGAUCCCAGGAUGCGAUGAAAUCCUGACUUUGCCCGUCUACACCAACACCAAAGUCAUUGAGGUCAAAACGCUUCUGGAGGAUCGGCUGGGAGUCGAUGCGGAUCGGCUCCGACUGGUGUACAAGACCGGCAGCAACUACCGACAGCACCAGGACUGCGACGAGAUCGCACGGCAAGUGGUUCUUCAUGGUGUCAAGUCCUUCCGCCGGGUCAAGAAGCACUACGAGUUCCCACAUCUCAUCAUCGGUGCAGGGCACAUUGGCCUCAAGUUUGCCAUGACUUGGCUUAUGGAGGGCGUUACCAACUUCUUGGUGGUGGAUCGCAAAGACAAGGUCGGGGGUACCUCAUGGUUGGACCAAGCUAAUUCCACGUCUCGACUGCAGACGGAGGUGGGCGUCUACCACCUGGAGUACCACGAGAACCACGAUUGGCCUGCUUGGGGGAGUGACAAUCCAUGGCCAUCGCGGGACAAACUCCUCGAGCACUUCCAGGAUGUGUCCGAACGAUACGGACUGCUGCCCUAUGUGCGGCUGAACACCUCGGCAAAUUCCCUCAACGUCAUCGGAAAGGAGUAUUGGAGCCAGAGCUAUGAAGUCACCUUGAAGACGAAGGGCAAGGAAGAAGAGGUUUUCAGAGCAGGCUCCGUGUCGCUCUUCCCUGGAAAUCUGACGAAUCCGAAGCGCGUUACGUAUCCUGGAGAGGACACUUUCGAAGGAGACAUAGUGUAUGGCAUCAGCAAUGCUUUCGAUUACGAGAAGGUCCGCGGCAACAACGUUAUGAUCGUCGGCAGCGGUGCCUUCGCGGUUGAGAACGUUCGAACUUGCGUGGAGUUCAGUGCCAAGAAGGUGUACAUGGUCUGCCGCCGGAAGACCAUCUCCAUGCCACGCCUGGUCUCAUGGUUCAUCAACCAGUCCGCGCAAGCCAUCUCCGCGAAGCUCACCCUGGAUGCCAUGACGCCGAUGUAUAACCUGAUCGGCGUGGACCAGUGGUCUUACUAUAGCGUCAUCACCAAUGAGUCGAGGACGAAUGUCACGAUCAAGCAGAAAGCCCGGUUUGGUAUCGGAGAUGUGUAUUUCCUCGCCGCGGCUGCCGGCUACUGCGAGCACAUCGUGGACGACACCAAGAGAGUCAGUGGCAGCACCGUCCACCUGAACAGUGGUCGCAAGCUGGAAGAUGUGGGAGCAAUCCUCAAACUGUGUGGCUUCAAUGGUGAGUUCGCCAACGACCGGCUGCUCAAGAUCAAGGAGCUGUAUGGUUGGUGGGUAAACAAGGAUUACCGUCGGUACAUCGUAGCUGAGCCGAUCUUCGUAGAUGCGGGUAACUUCGGCUCUACCAGCUUCUCCCCCGGCGCUAUCAGCUGGACGGAGACGCAGGCACAUCUGUUGAUGUAUCCCAAAGAUUGGGAGCCUCUCUAUGAAGGCCAAUGCUUCCCAGUGCACGAGGCGGAUGAGGAAAACAACCGCCCGGCCUACGUGGUCGAGGCACUUCACGGGUCCCUGUGUGGCUUGACCUUAAACGCCAUGGUUCGAGGCAUUGCAGAGCGCGGGAUGGUGACAGGCCCACUGAAAAGGCAGCGGCAGCUUGAGAUCCAUCCGCCAGAGAAGUUUCUGGAAUGCUGUAAGCGAGAAUGGAACGAGUGGAAAAAGACGAUCGAAGACCUCGGGUACACAGGUGCUCCAGAGUAUCCCUACACCUUAGACAUGGUGAAGGACCUCAUGCAGCAGGAGAUGACGGAACUCGCAAGACUGCAAGCCAGAAUGGGACAAGCGGGCAGAUGA
Symbiodinium sp. CCMP2592 is the source of this 1902-nucleotide messenger RNA. NCBI's taxonomy places the organism in Eukaryota, Dinophyceae, Suessiales, Symbiodiniaceae. The record is from the annotation of a GenBank genome assembly.